AUGAGUACCACCCGUAUCCUCCUAUACCAUGAUGAUGACAAUGAUGAUGAAUUCAUUAACCCGAUGUACCUCGCUAUUACAUACAGGCUGCUAUGCGGGAGUAGCGUCCCGAAGCCUGCUCCUGACGACAAAUGGUGGUGCACCCCCAGUAUGCAAAUCCACCCUUACCUACAGACGUUGAACAUCGUAUUUAUUGCCGUGUCCCUUAAAAUGGAUGGUUUAUCCUCGGCAGCAAAUGUUAUCGCGGUUAUUCAAUUAACAGGAACCCUCGUGAAACUUUGCGGGGGCUACAUUAGAGAGGUAAAAGAUGCACGGGAUGAAAUCCUCGGCCUACAACAGGCGAUUGCAAGCCUCCAAGGUACACUUCAAGAGCUGCAAAUGUUCAUUCGAAGUAACGAUGCAAAGAAGCUUCCUGCCUCUUCCCAACUGGUCAGCGAUAGUACCGAUUGCCUCACCGACCUCCAAGCCUUGGAAGCGAGACUUAAUCCACGGAAGGGAAAAAGGCUGAUGAGGACACUGGGACUCCGAGCCUUAAAAUGGCCUCUAAAGCGCUCAGAGGUGGAAGGUGUUAUUCAGAAGACUGAAAGAUACAAAUCUUUAUUCAUCUUAUCCUUGAGUGUGGAUCAAACUCCACAUAGCUCUCUGAUGGUCGGUGUGGCGCAGAUUACCGACCGCAUUAAUCAGAAUAUGGACUGGAUGAAGUUGGAAGGUGUGGCGGAAGCGGGAUUUGAGUCAUUCUCCAACCGAGACGAAGUUCAAUGUCUCCAAGGCACUAGGACUAAGCUUCUCCAGCAGAUAAUGGAGUGGGCUAUGUUGCCGUCCCCAAAAGCCAUUUUUUGGUUGAAUGGCAUGGCUGGGACGGGAAAAUCCACAAUAUCUCGGACUGUGGCAAGAUCGCUCAAGGACAGUAACCACUUAGGUGCUAACUUCUUUAAAAGAGGUGAAGGGGAACGAGGGAACGCGAGGAAAUUUUUCCCGACAUUAGUAAGGCAACUGAUGCUUAGGAUCUCUGAGCUGAGGCCUGGUGUGCAAAAGGCACUCCACGAUGACCCUGACAUAACGUCAAAAUCAAUUAGUGAGCAGUUUAACAAACUACUCUUUCAACCGCUGCUCAAGCUUGACCAACUCGGCCAGCAAACUCAAAUCGCUGUGAUAGUGAUCGAUGCUCUGGAUGAAGGUGAACAUGAUCAAGAUGUACGAAACAUAACCCGACUACUGCCUCGUCUGCAGGAGGCAAAUGCGGUUCGCAUCCGGGUCUUCCUGACUAGCAGGCCUGAGCUUCCAAUCAUCCUAGGCUUUUCAAAGAUCGCAGAUCAUGAUUAUCGGAACCUGGCUCUUCACGAAAUACCCGAAGAAGUGAUAGAACACGAUAUAGAGUUAUUCCUCCACGAUCGAUUUACGAAAAUCCAACAUGAUAGGAAUGUUUCUCGAGACUGGCCUGGCGUUGAUGUCCUCCAAGAAAUUGUCACAAUGUCCGUUCCUUUGUUUAUUUCUGCUGCUACUAUUUGCCGAUAUAUCGAGCAUUCGAAAUUGGAACCAACAAUACGUCUGACAGAGCUCCUAAAGGACUCGCGUCAAUAUGCAAAAAAAAUGGAUAAGACCUAUCUGCCAAUUCUAAGGCGGCUCCUCGAGGAUGAAGAGAGCGAUAAGUCAGAGCAGCAGCAGCUCUUGCACCUGUUCAAUAAAAUAGUCGGUGCCAUCAUCCUUCUUGCAGUUCCUCUUUCAACAAACGCGCUGUCGCUAUUUCUUGGUAUAGAAGCGAACCAGAUUGGCAAUCUGUUGGAUUCUUUCCGGUCUGUUCUAAGCGUUCCCAAUGAUCGAGAUCUUCCUAUUCGGAUUCUACAUCUUUCUUUCCGAGAUUUUUUGAUUCAAUCCGAAAGUGAAUUUCUUGUUGACGAGCCAAACAAGCAUAAGGAAAUUGCUUUGUUAUGUCUUGAAAAAAUGAGAAGCGAUCUGCGGAAAAAUGUCUGCAAUCUAGAAGGCCUUGCAACCCGUAGGGCCGACAUCGAUCCUCAAUCCUUACGCCGGCACUUGCCACCAGAACUAGAAUACUCCUGUCGCUACUGGAUACAUCACCUCAAACAGAGCCCUGUCUCAUCCUCCGAGGCCGAGUUUGUGUUGCUGUUUCUCCAUGAGCAUUUUCUACACUGGGUUGAAGCAAUGAGCCUACUUGGUCUUGUGUCGGAAGUGGUGGGGAUGCUGAAUCUCCUCCAGAAGAUGCAACUCAUAUGCCCCACUGGAAGCCACAAGGGCAAUGACCAGUCUUUAAUUUCCGAGUUUCUGCAUGACGCAAAGCGCUUCAUCCUGAAGAACCGCCAGAUGGCCGAUGAUGUGCCCCUUCAAAUUUACUACUCAGGACUUGUAUUUGCACCUACAGAAGCGAUCGUUCGUAGAAAGUUUGAAGCAGAAAUUCCAAAUUGGAUAAGUCGGUUACCACAUGUUGGGAAAACCUGGAGUUCAGAACUGCAGACCCUCGAGGGCCAUUCGGCAUCGGUUGAGUCGGUCGCCUUCUCGCCCGACGGCGCACUGCUAGCGUCCGGCUCCUAUGACAAAACCGUGCGCCUCUGGGACUCAACGACAGGCUCGCCGCAGCAGACCCUCGAGGGCCAUUCAGGCGGGGUUCAGUCGGUAACCUUCUCGCCCGACGGCGCGUUACUGGCAUCCGGCUCCAGUGACAAAACCGUGCGCCUCUGGGAUACGACGACAGGCGCGCUAGAGUAUACCCUCGAGGGCCAUUCAGAGGAGGUUAACUCGGUCGCCUUCUCGCCCGACGGAGCGCUGCUAGCAUCCGGCUCUAGUGACAAAACUAUACGCAUCUGGGACACGAGGAUAGGCGCGCUACAGCAGACCCUCGAGGGCCAUUUAAAACAGGUUUUGUCGGUAGCCUUCUCACCCGACGGCGCGCUACUAGCGUCCAGCUCCCUUAACCAAACCGUGCACCUCUGGGACUCAGCGACAGGCGCGCUGAAGUAUAGCCUUGAGGGCCAUUCAGACUCAGUUCAUUCGGUGGCCUUCUCACCCGACAGCGCGCUGCUAGCGUCAGGUUCCGAUGACCGAACCGUGCGCAUCUGGAACACGGCGACAGGCACGCCGCAGCAGACACUCAAGGGCGAUUCAUUAUCGGUUCAGUCGGUAAUCUUCUCACCCAACGGUGCGCUGCUAGCGUCAGGCUCCGAUGACAACACUGUGCGCCUCUGGGACACGGCCACAGGCGUGACGGAGCAGGCCCUUGAGGGUCAUUCAGACUCAAUUCAGUCGGUGGUCUUCUCACCUAAUGGUGCACAGCUGGCGUCCGGCUCCCGUGACCAAACCGUGCGUCUUUGGGACACGGCGACAGGAGCGCUACAGCAUACCCUCGAGGGCCAUUCAGGCUGGGUUUGGUCGGUCGCUUUCUCGUCCAGCGGCGCGCUUCUAGCGUCCGGCUCUUUUGACCAAACCGUGCGCAUCUUGGAUACGGCGACAGGCGCGCUAGAGCAUACCCUCGAGGGCCAUUCAGACGGGGUUUGGUCGGUGGCCUUCUCACCCGACGGCGCUCUUCUAGCGUCCGGCUCCCAUGACCAAGCCCUACGCAUCUGGGAUACGGCGACAGGCGCGCUGGAGCAUACCCUCGAGGGCCAUUCAGACGGGGUUUGGUCGGUGGUCUUCUCACCCGAUGGCGCUCUACUGGCGUCCGGCUCCCUUGACCAAACUGUGCGCCUCUGGGACACGGCGACAGGCACGUUGCAGCAGGCCCUCGAGGGUCAUUCAAACUCAGUUCAGUCGGUGGUCUUCUCACCCGACAGCGCUCUUCUGGCGUCCAGCUCCCGUGACCAAACCGUGCGUCUUUGGGACACGGCGACAGGAGCGCUGCAGCAGACUCAUCCUUUCAAUGGAGUAGUCACUGAGCUCAAGUUUAAUCACGAUGGGUCAUAUCUAAUCACUAAUCUGGGCCCCCUUCAUGUUCAAUCCGGGGCCAAAAUUCCUGCUGCUAGUUCAAACAUCGUGAUUUCGGGGAUCUUCAUCGAGCAACAAUGGGCAAAGUUCAACGGCAAAAACAUUCUUUGGCUUCCUCCUGGGUCUCGUCCUCGUUGUUCCGCGAUCAAUGACAAUUUACUUGCCCUAGGAUACGCAUCAGGGCUUGUUUCGUUUUUAGAAUUUCAAGCCUCGUGGUGCCAAUUAUUUUGA
This is a messenger RNA of Penicillium concentricum, 4164 nucleotides long. RefSeq lists its product as uncharacterized. Gene Ontology annotation, biological process: endonucleolytic cleavage to generate mature 5'-end of SSU-rRNA from (SSU-rRNA, 5.8S rRNA, LSU-rRNA); endonucleolytic cleavage in 5'-ETS of tricistronic rRNA transcript (SSU-rRNA, 5.8S rRNA, LSU-rRNA). Gene Ontology annotation, molecular function: protein binding; U3 snoRNA binding. The record is from RefSeq and is a predicted model, not a curated record. Bases 1 to 4164 code for a protein of 1387 amino acids. Gene Ontology annotation, cellular component: 90S preribosome; nucleolus. Lineage: Eukaryota; Fungi; Ascomycota; Eurotiomycetes; Eurotiales; Aspergillaceae. The transcript is spliced from 3 exons.